Girardinichthys multiradiatus is the source of this 1720-nucleotide messenger RNA. RefSeq names its product macrophage mannose receptor 1-like. Lineage: Eukaryota; Metazoa; Chordata; Actinopteri; Cyprinodontiformes; Goodeidae. The coding region runs from base 33 to 1646 and encodes 537 amino acids. The transcript has 9 exons. The record is from RefSeq and is a predicted model, not a curated record.
AGACUGGAGGAGAACAGGAGGAGAGGAAAAGCAUGGAAAACGUUCUUCUGUGCAUUUUUGCUGUUUCAGUGCUAAGGGAUGUCUGCUCACUUCCUGCACAAAAUUACUAUUUUAUUUAUGAGCUCAAGAACUGGACCGAAGCUCAGAGUUUCUGCAGAGAAAAGUACUCAGACCUGGCAACAAUAAAGAAAAUGGAGGAUGUGACGAGACUGAAUGACCUGGUAGAUCUGAGUAAACUGGGAAACAACCAUAUCCCCUGGAUUGGACUGUAUGAUGACAUAAACAGCUGGAAGUGGUCUAUGUCAGACUCAAACUUCUACCAACAUGAUGAGAAGUUCAAAAACUGGGCCACUGGAGAACCAAACAACAAGGGAGUAGAGAACUGUGUUGAGAUGUAUGAAGACGGAUACUGGAACGACAAAUCUUGUUCUGAAACACGAAAGUCAAUCUGCUUCGAUGGCAGAGGGACAAAUGUGACGUUUGUUCACAUCAGCAUCAAAAUGAACUGGACUGAGGCUCAGCGUUACUGCAGAGAACAUCACACAGACCUGGCCAGUGUGAGAAACAUGGCUGAGAACCAGAAGGCAAAUGAGAUGGUGCCAGGAGAAAAAGUCUGGAUCGGCCUUUUCAGAAAUUCCUGGGUGUGGUCAGAUGAAACCAGCUCUGCGUUUAGGUACUGGAAUUCUGGGGAACCCAAUGGCAGGAAGGAGAACUGUGCUGCUGCAAAUAUGCGAAAUUCUGGAAAAUGGGAGAACUGGAACUGCAGUGAAAAGAGACCACUGAUUUGCUCUGCAGUUGUUUUUUCAAAACAAGUAAAACUGAAGGUGGUGAGAAGUUCCUCUCUGGAUCUGAACAACCCUGGUGUGCUGGAAGACCUACUGGAGAAGGUGUUCUGGAUUGGACUGUACGACGACGUGAACAGCUGGAGGUGGUCCAUGUCAGACCCAAACUUCUACCAACAUGAGGAGAACCAGUUCAGGAACUGGGAAGCUGGAGAACCAAACAAUGAAUUUGGGAUUGAGUUCUGUGGACGAAUAAGUUUGAACGGAUUGUGGAAUGAUGUGCCCUGCUCUGGCAAAUUAAAUGCGGUUUGCUUUAAUGUCAGCGGGACGACUCCCUGGUUUUAUAACACCAGCAGUAGCAUGAGCUGGACUCAAGCUCAGAGCUACUGCAGAGAACAUCACACAGAUCUGGCCAGUGUGAGACACAUGUCUGACAACCAGGUGAUAAAGAAUUUGAUCACAAAACCAGUCUGGAUCGGUCUGUACCGAGACUCCUGGAAGUGGGUGGAUGGAAGGAACUCAUCAUACAGGUACUGGAACACUGGGGAACCCAAUAAUAACAACGGGAAAGAGGAAUGUGCUGCUGCAAACUUUGGACAGGCUGGAAAAUGGGAGGGCUGGAGCUGUGGAUGGAAGAAAGCCUUCAUUUGCUAUGCUGCUCCUCGAUCACACCAAGUUAUAAAACUGAAGCUGGAGUUCUCCUCCUCUCUGGCUCGGGAUAAUUCUACUGCGUUGAAAGACCUGCUGAAGAAACUGAAACAGAAGCUGAAGGACGACGGAGUGAAAGGAGACAUCAAACUGAGCUGGAGGAAGCACUUAGAUGGAGAGGUCUUCCAGAAGCAAAGGAAGAAAGAUGAGCUUUAAAUGUGAUUUUUUUUAUUUCAAUCUUUUUUGUUUAAGAAGGUGUUUUAUCAUUUAUUCUCUUAUUUUUGGUCUGU